UUGACAAAAAGGUUAAUCCUUGUAUGUGAAUGUUUUCUGUUUGAUUGACCAAUUUGUCCAGUCAAGCUCGCAGUUCAAGAACGGGCUAGUUAACCAUGCAUUCGCAGCUGCACUCAGGGCACUCCUCCUUGUAUGUGUAUAUAGGUGAGGAUUCAACUAGGUCAGGGAUCUGCAGCUAGUGUGACCACCACCAUGUUGAAGAAUGAGCAGUAUUGGUUCCUUGUACAAGAAACUUACGCCACAGCCCGUAGUGGAUCACUCAAGAUGCUGACUGCAAAAGCAAGUGAGGCUAACGACGGGAAGCCACUACCGAUGUAUCAAAAAGCUCAAUGUGGUCUGACAGCUGGUGCAAUUGGUGCCUGUGUUGGUAGUCCAGCCGAUUUAGCGCUAAUCAGAAUGCAAGCUGAUAAUACUUUGCCUUUACCUCAGCGCAGGAACUAUACCAAUGCCUUCCAUGCUCUUUACCGUAUUAGCGCUGAUGAAUCGUAUUGUAAAUGUACAUUUACAGCACAUAAUCUACUUUUCACAGGAGUGUUGUCAUGCAUAACAGAGAUUUGAGUUUGACUUGAUCAAAUUUAAAAGUACUA
Molecule: messenger RNA, 587 nt
Organism: Raphanus sativus (radish)
Lineage: Eukaryota; Viridiplantae; Streptophyta; Magnoliopsida; Brassicales; Brassicaceae
Product: mitochondrial dicarboxylate/tricarboxylate transporter DTC
Exons: 4
Coding region: 193-558 (121 amino acids)
Molecular function (GO): oxoglutarate:malate antiporter activity
Source: RefSeq, a predicted model, not a curated record